AUGGACACACCCAUUGCACCUGAGCCUAAAAAUGCUCGUGCCGAGGAUAUAUCUGAUGAGAUGCUCACAUUCAUUGAGGAAGUUAAAUCGAUGCGCUUGAUUCUCGAUACGAAUCCGAUGCCUCUGGCAGAAUUCAUCAAGACAUGUGCGCCUGAAACUGCUCUCUACAAUCGAACGUGCCACGUUACCGCGGAGAGAGAAAGAUUGGAAAAAAUUAACCAGGCUCAACGGAAACUAGACGCGGAAAAUGAGCGCAAGAAGAAAGUGCCAAAGACUGAGCAGCAAGUUCUCAGAGUAUUUCAGCGCAAGGCUGGCCGAGGAAACCAAGAUGCGUGUGCGGUCGCUCAGAAAUUUAGAUGAUUUAGAUAAAACAGUGCGGAUGGUUUUCAAUUUGGUAUUCUAGCGUUGUGAUUGAUUCCUAUGCCUCCCUCGUAUUUUGUCAAGGAGUGUAUGUCUGGUAGUAUAUUUGGCACGAACAUCGCCGUCGCUAACACAGAAAUAUUGGCGAGGGAUUACGAAGAUACCCAGCGGAGAAAAUACAGAGAUGUGGAGUUGAAGCAGAAGAUGCAAAAGAGAAAACAACAAAACCUUUUGGAAGCUCGAGAGCUCAGAUUGGUCAAAAAGGCUAAGAUGAGUGUGCGGGGAAUCAGAAAUAUGGAGGAGGCAGAAGAGUUCGACUCAUCCCUCCCAGGACCUUCAACCAUGUGAAU
Messenger RNA from Caenorhabditis elegans, 710 nucleotides. The record is from the annotation of a RefSeq genome assembly. Lineage: Eukaryota; Metazoa; Nematoda; Chromadorea; Rhabditida; Rhabditidae.